Messenger RNA from Anopheles darlingi, 1180 nucleotides. Its product is annotated as alpha-tocopherol transfer protein-like. Gene Ontology annotation, cellular component: membrane. The record is from RefSeq and is a predicted model, not a curated record. The transcript is spliced from 4 exons. The coding region runs from base 68 to 1072 and encodes 334 amino acids. Gene Ontology annotation, molecular function: phosphatidylinositol bisphosphate binding. Lineage: Eukaryota; Metazoa; Arthropoda; Insecta; Diptera; Culicidae.
GUGAGAGAUUCGCGUCUAUUAGCAAGGUUUGUCGUUUGUUCUCUUUCUUUUGUCGCAAGCAAGUAACAUGAGCGCUAAGGUAGAGUUGCCAAUGAAGGAAGUGUUCUCGGUGCCGGUUGGAACCGUCGCAAGAAUGCCUGUUCGUCCUAUUCUGGACUGCCUUAAGGCAAAGGCGGCCAGCGAGCUGAACGAGAAGGAGAAAACCAUCCCGGAGGAGCUGGAGAUGAUACGCACCUGGAUCAAACAGUCCGGGCACAUCCGCGGCCGGAUGGAUGAUCAGUUUUUGCUGGGAUUUUUGCGUGCCUGUAAGCAUAGUCUUGAGCGGGUGAAGGAAAAGCUGGACACGUACUACACGAUCCGCUCGGUGCUGCCAGAAGUGAUGCGAAAGCGCGAUCCGCUCGAUCCGUUCCUCCGGAAGGUCAUAAGGAUGGGCGUGUCGGUACCACUGCCGAAGACGGUCAAACCGGAUGAUCCCAAAAUUAUGCUCAUCCGGGCGGACGCAUUCGAUGGAGAUGUCUGCGAUUUUCCGGACAUCCUAAAGGUGUUCACCAUGAUUGGUGAUAUCCUGCUGCGCGAUGAUGAUCAGAUGGUGAUCUGUGGUCAGGCGGCGAUCAUCGACUUUGGACACUCCUCCAGUGGCCAUCUGUUUAACUUCAACCUGUCCUUCCUGCGCAAGGCAUCGAUUUUAAACCAGCAGGGUUCGCCGCUCCGGCAGAAAGGCUUUCAUUUUAUCAACACACCGAAGGGCUUCGAUCUGGUGCUCAACAUCUUCAAGGGCCUAAUGACGGAGAAGAACCGUAAUCGCACGAUCAUAUCGCACGGAUCCAGUCUCGAGUCGCUGCACAAAUACUUCCCCAAGUCGAUACUGCCCACCGAGUUGGGUGGUGAGCUAGGGCCGGUCCAACAGUUCGUGGACGAAUGGGAACAGCGGUUAAUCGAUAAUCGGGCCUACUUGGUAGAGGAGGAAUUGCUGGGUGUCGAUGAAAGCAAGCGAAGGAACACGAACCCGCUGGCGGAAGAGAAGGAUCUUUUCGGAACAGCCGGGACGUUCCGGAAGCUGGAGUUUGACUAAAGACGCUUCUACAGUCUCUCUCUCUCUGGUUAGGUUAAGCUACGUUAACGCGCGUGUAAAUAGGCGAUCUUAGGCUUAAGCGACAAGCAAAAGAAAUACAUUUUAACA